Molecule: messenger RNA, 843 nt
Organism: Aspergillus tanneri
Lineage: Eukaryota; Fungi; Ascomycota; Eurotiomycetes; Eurotiales; Aspergillaceae
Product: fungal specific transcription factor domain-containing protein
Exons: 4
Coding region: 1-843 (280 amino acids)
Biological process (GO): regulation of DNA-templated transcription
Cellular component (GO): nucleus
Molecular function (GO): zinc ion binding; DNA-binding transcription factor activity, RNA polymerase II-specific
Source: RefSeq, a predicted model, not a curated record
AUGCAGAGCUUCCCACGAAGACGCAAGGUUUCUUCCUGUAUCCCAUGCUACACCCGAAAACAAAAGUGUAAUCGCCAAUAUCCAUGCAAUCAUUGCACUCGACGUCGGCGACCAGAAGGCUGUGCCUAUUAUCCAUCGGAGGCCACACAACAUGGCAGCCCGACGCUGCAGACGGCCAAUCGCCAUGAGGAUACAGAGCAAAGUGGGUCUCGCCAGUCGAACGACAGUCUUGGGACUGAGCUAUCAGACAAUAUGUCUCAGCUGAGAGAAAUUGGAAACCCAACAAUCUCGUCGAUCGCGGAAAUAUUUGGCUAUUCAGAAGAUAGUAAAUCCAACACCAUGGGCCUUAUACAGAGAUUACGGCUACGCGAACAAGAAGAGCAAAAUUGGAAAUGCCGACUUUUGCCACAUGAAGUUUCCGCUCAGGUUCAACAGAGCCUGCGGAGGAUGCCGGACCGCCCCAUCCUGGAUUUCCUGGUGAGGUUCUUUGUGGCUGAGGUGAAUUGGAUAAACCAGCUCGUUCAUCCGCCCUGGUUUCUUGAGCAAUACCAACUCUGGUGGGCUAUGAAAAGUCCAUCAUCCGAAUUUGAGAUCGAGUUGGCUGUUCUUAUUCUAAGAGUCUGUUCCUAUGCGUCCCAGUUCCUGCCAUCCCCAUCUUAUACCAUCGAAAGUAUUUGGGGUAUGCUCCUGUCAGAUAUUCAGAACACAUGCGACGACAUUGCUGGCCAUCUAGCAGAGAUUUGCACUAGCCUAAACCCAAGGGGCUCGCUGCUCCGCGUGCAGCACCUAGCUUUUGCCGGAUUUAAGUCGCAUUGUGAAGGGGGGGGGAAAUGCUUUCAGUGA